Cuscuta epithymum is the source of this 2452-nucleotide messenger RNA. Lineage: Eukaryota; Viridiplantae; Streptophyta; Magnoliopsida; Solanales; Convolvulaceae. The record is from the annotation of a GenBank genome assembly.
GGCCUUUGACAGUUUGACUUAUAUUACAGCAAGCUCAAGUCGGCCCGCUAUUUUCCCUACACCCGUCCUUCAGGAUACCCAGCGGCAAUCAGUCAUAAGACGCUAGGGAACGCUGUGAGAGACUGAGAGUCCGUCCUCUCGAAGGGAAACCGCCGUCGUCCCCAUAAUCCAUCUUCCCCAGCAAAUCAACAGAGAAAGUGCAACUGCUUUCAUCUACCUUGUUCUUUCCUGAUUUGAGUGGCCAUGGCUGAGACAGAUGUAGUCACUUUAAUGGAUGCCAUUCCUAUGCUGAUUGAACAGUUGAGCAAGGCAUUCUCUGAGCUGGAGUCUCAUGAGGAUGUUAGCAUAGACAAAGGACAGCUAUUAGAAAUACAGGAGCAUUUCAGGAAACUUGAGGAAAUGAUGGUGCACAAGUAUAUGGAGUUAGAUAUUAGAGAGACGGCAUUCUUACAUCAAGAAACUGAUGCUCAUAAGCUGGUCAAUUCACAGAAGGCAGAAUUUUAUAGAAUGGAACAAGAUAUGCUGGAUCGUAUACAAAAACUGAAAGAUGCUGCUGCCUCUGCUAUUACUGAAGCAUUGGCAAACCAUAAACUGACAUCGUUUGAUCCUGUGGAUGCUGGGGACAGCGAAGACAGCCAGGUAAGCAGCCCUCUUGGUGACUCAAAUGUAUUCGAUACUGGCUCAGAAGUUAAAUCACCACCUCGUGGAACUGGUGAAAAUAUUGAUGUUGUUAAUCCUCGACCAGAACUUAUGCAAAUCUGUGAACAGAUGGAUGCAAAAGGGCUUCUGAAUUUUAUCAAGGAGAACCAAAACAACAUACCUUUGAUUUGUGGUGAAGUUGCCCUUGCACUUAAAUGUGCAUCUGAACCAGGCCGUUUGGUGCUGGCUUCACUAGAGGGCUUCUACCCACCCGAUGAUACUAAUGAAAAUGGUGAGAAAAACACCGAUACAAUCCGUGACAUGCGUCGCUCCUGCCUUGUGUGCAUAAAAGCCAUGGCCACCUUUUUGGCAAAGGCUGAUCUGGAUUCUGAUUGCAUCCUGUCCCCUGAAAUUAGGCAGCAAGCCAAAUCUGUUGCUGAUGAAUGGAAGCCUAAUCUGGCUAAUGCCGGCACUUGUUCUGCCAGUGAGAAUUCAUUGGAAACUGAGGCAUUUUUGCAGCUUCUUGCAACUUAUAGGAUUGCUUCAGAGUUUGAUGAAGAAGAACUCUGCAAGCUUGUUCUUGUAGGUGCUCACAAAAGGCCGGGGCCUGAGCUCUGCCGUUCUCUUGGCUUAACACACAAAAUUUCAGGUGUAGUCAAAGCAUUGAUCAAUAGUGGGAAACAAAUCGAUGCUGCCCAUUUUAUACAAGCUUUUAAGCUUACUGACAAAUUUCCUACUGCUCAACUUUUGAAAGCACAUUUAAAAGACCUCAGAAGGAGUUUACAAGGAAAGGGUGCCAGCUCAGGGAAUGCAGAGACUAGUGGAAAUGCUCAAGAACUUGCUGCACUUAAGGGUAUAGUUGAGUGUGUUCAAGAAUACAAUCUUGAAGCAGAGUACCCACUUGCUGCACUCCUCAGAAGGGUUGCUCAACUGGAAUCUGCAAGAAAUAAUAAUAAUAACAGUAAUAAUAGUAACAACAGCAAUACUAAUAUUAAUAGUAAUCAUAAUAGUAGUAGUACUAGUAACAGUAAUAGUAAGAAGAGGUUUGCUGAAUCUGAAAGUAGAUCACGGAAUCCUAAAAAGCCCAAAGCGAAUGGGAGGGGCCACAUUGGCUCUAGUGCUACUGUUAGGGGAUCUGCUGCCUCCAACCGUGGUCGGCAGUCUCCUUCUGGAUUGGUUGGGAGGAGGGCAGUGGGUUAUGGAGGACCGUCAGAGAGAUAUCCUCCUUCUUCUGCAUAUGAUUAUCGGCAACCUUCAAGUUCAACACCAUACAACCAACCACAACAAGAAGCCGCCUAUGACCCGAGAGCGCAUCAUUACCCCCCUCCAGAUGAAAGGGCUGCCCCAGCUCUGUACACUGCUUCUGGAUAUAACUAUGGAGGCAUAUCAUCGCUUGGCACUCCACGCCAUCAACCAUAAGCAUUAAUAAAUGAGUUUGAACAGGUUCCUUUUUUUGUUGCUUUGAGAGGUUUGCCACCAGCCUGCUAUGUUUUUUGCUGUGAUGACCAUUUAAUAUCUCAUUUUGAAUAAUUUCCGCAUGUAAUGUAUGGUUCUCUGCUCAGCUCAGCAGCUGUAGGCUACACUUCACUUCUUGGCUGGCGAUUGGCAUAUGCCCAACUCUUAGAUUUACUAGAAUAGUACGAAGUAUUGUUAUUUAUUUAUUUCUUGACUUGAAAAGAAAACGUUCCAAGAACUAAUCCGAGUAUUUUACCUAGCGCUUUACUUCUAGGCCUUUAAAAGGUUUGUACUUGACUACUUGCUAAAGAUUAUCUGUUGGUUCAUUUAUUAAGGUGUAUUAUUCAAAAUAAAGAAA